CAGAUCUAAGUUCUAAGUUUUAAGUUUCUAGUAAACAAAUCGCAAGUCUUCUCCCACGCCCGCCCCUAAACCUAAAUCGCCGCCGCCUUCUAGCGAUCGCUCAUGCUGUCGUGCCCAUCUCGUGAGCUGCCCAAUCAAACCACGCCGGGAGCGCCUUUGACGCCGUUGUUGUCCGAUUCCUCCGGCGGCAAUCAUCACUGUUACGAUCCGUUUCGUUUCAACCGUUUUUUCCGUUAUAACGCCUAAGAACGCCGUCCCACAGCAGCUGACGUUAUUUACCGGAAAGGCGUUCCCGUGCCGGAUACGCCCGUUCCGGCCGUUCCGACGAACCAUGGCAAUGUAUUUGGCUCAUGGGAUCACACGGGCCUUAGCUCCUCCUGUACAGAAAUUCCAGUCAUCUAUUAUUUUGAAGUGGAUAUUGGGGUUUUGUUGGUACUUAUUGCAUCUUGUGGUCAGUCUAGUGGGCAUGGUCUGCUUCCUGAAUCAUUUGCUACUUUCCAGCAUCAUCUCAACUGGAUUGCUAAGGAAGUACCAAAAUCUAAAGUUGAACAAUCUAAACUGUCUGGCUAUUGUUGUUGACAGUGAAGAAGCAGAAGAUAUAACAAAGAUCAAGAAACUUCUAUCCUGGCUAUCAUCUAUUGAUGUCAAAUGUAUCACACUUUAUGACUUGCAAGGUGUGUUGAAGAGAACUAUUGGAAAUGAUUUUAAGAGCAUGACAAAUACAAGUUUGAGAGAAUGCAAGAUGUCAAAGAUGACUGUCGAGAUACUUUCCUUAUCUGAUGGCAAAGAAGGGAUCGCUAAAGCAGCUAAUUUUCUGAUUUCUAAAUACAUGAAAGAUGAUUCUUUAAGAUGCAACGGGACAAAACCAACCUUCUCGGAAUCUCAAGUAUCCAACGCCCUAGAAGCAAUAGGCUACAAAGGACCUGACCCUGAACUUCUCCUUGUCUAUGGACCUGCCAGAUGCCAUUUAGGUUUUCCUCCAUGGAGAUUGCGCUACACAGAGAUCAUUCAUAUGGGUUCCCUGAGGUUCAUGAACUACGGUUCUCUCGCGAGGGCUCUGUACGACUUUUCAAAGAAGAACCAGAACUAUGGCAAGUAGUUGCACAUUGUAAAUGUAAAAAUAGUUAAACUUAUGACACACUUAAGUAUUUAUCCAUAUUAACUUUGUUACUAAAGUUUGGAAGGUGUGACUAUCAGAUCAUAUUUUGAAUCCAUAAAUUUUCUUGGUGUUGCCAAGUUGAGGUAAGUUUCAACUCUUCUUCA
Zingiber officinale is the source of this 1263-nucleotide messenger RNA. Its product is annotated as dehydrodolichyl diphosphate synthase complex subunit nus1-like. Bases 332 to 1099 code for a protein of 255 amino acids. The record is from RefSeq and is a predicted model, not a curated record. The transcript is spliced from 7 exons. Gene Ontology annotation, cellular component: dehydrodolichyl diphosphate synthase complex; endoplasmic reticulum membrane. Lineage: Eukaryota; Viridiplantae; Streptophyta; Magnoliopsida; Zingiberales; Zingiberaceae. Gene Ontology annotation, molecular function: ditrans,polycis-polyprenyl diphosphate synthase [(2E,6E)-farnesyl diphosphate specific] activity.